Molecule: messenger RNA, 2450 nt
Organism: Suricata suricatta (meerkat)
Lineage: Eukaryota; Metazoa; Chordata; Mammalia; Carnivora; Herpestidae
Gene: CALCOCO2
Product: calcium binding and coiled-coil domain 2
Exons: 13
Coding region: 243-1592 (449 amino acids)
Biological process (GO): xenophagy; positive regulation of autophagosome maturation
Cellular component (GO): autophagosome; PML body
Source: RefSeq, a predicted model, not a curated record
CUCCAGGCCAAGUGAAUACAUGCAAAGACGGGAUAAUUCUAGGAUAAAUGGAACUGAACGGAGAAGCUGCCAUCUUGAGAAAUUGACAUUCUGGAAAUCACGGGACUUAUUGGGACGAAAAAUCCAAACUCUCGGUCUUACCAUUCCCAGCUCAGCUUGUUUUCCUCUAGACUGCCUUACUUACUUAAGGCAUUGAGAAGUAGAACAAGCUAGCUCUGAGCAGAGCAGAAAGGGCGCCCACCAUGGAAGAAACUGUGGAGGACCCCCCCACGUCCGCCGUCUUGCUGGACCAUUGUUAUUUCUCUCAGGUCAUCUUUAACAGCGUGGAGAAGUUCUACGUCCCCGGAGGGGAUGUCACGUGCUAUUAUACGCUCACCCAGGAGUUCAUUCCCCGCCGAAAGGACUGGAUUGGCAUCUUCAGAGUGGGAUGGAAGACGACCCGCGAGUAUUACACCUUCAUGUGGGUUACUUCGCCCAGUGACCUAAACCGCGAGUUGGCCAAAAAGCAGGAAGUCAAAUUCAAAGCUUAUUACCUACCCAAGGAUGAUGAGUAUUAUCAGUUCUGCUAUGUGGAUCAAGACGGUGUGGUCCGUGGAGCCAGUAUCCCUUUCCAGUUCCGCCCAGAAAAUGAGGAGGACAUCCUGGUGGUUACCACUCAGGGUGAGGUGGAGGAAAUCGAGCAGCGCAAUAAGGAGCUUUGCAAAGAAAACCAGGAGCUGAAGGACAGCUGCGUCAACCUCCAGAAGCAGAACUCAGACGUGCAGGCUGAGCUGCACAAGACGCAGGAGGAGCUGGAAACUCUAAAGAGCGCCACUCAGAAGCUGGAAGAGAAAGUGAAGGCCCAGAAGGACAGCUGGGAGGCGGAGCUGCUGCAACUGAAAGAACAAAACCAGAAGAUGUCCUCAGAAAACAAGAAGAUGGGAGUCAGAGUGGAGGAGCUCCAGGCCCAGCUGUCAAAGCAAGAGAAGGAAAUGGCGAAGCUCGUUCAGGGAGAUCAAGAUAAGACAGAGCAGCUGGAGCGACUGAACGAGGAAAAGAGCCAGCUUCUUCUCACCUUAACUCAGCAGAGGGAGCAUCAGAAGAAGCUGGAGCAGAGAGUAGAGGUGAUGAAGCAGGAAGAAACCGCCGCCCUGAAGAAACAGCAAGCAUUCACGGAUGAGAACUCUGGCCUGUCAAAAAAACUGAGCGAGAACAAGAUUAUGUAUAACGCUCUGCAGAGAGAGAAAGAGCGACUGGAGAGAGAAAACGAUCUCUUGAAGAAGGAGAACAACAGAUUGCUGAGUUACAUGGGUCUGGAUUUUGACUCCUUGUCUUAUCAAGUGCCUACUGCAGAUCAAGGAGGUGCAGGACGAAACCCGGCACUUGUCUAUGGAAACCCCUAUUCCGGUAUCCAGGAGAGCUCUGCCCCAAGCCUGCUCGCUGCCAGGAAGUGCCCCACCUGCAAAUCGGACUUCGCCGAUGACAUUCUUGAUCCCGCCUUGGAGCCACAGCACCCGCAGCCCCUUUGUUUGAAUUGUCCGAUUUGUGGCAAGACCUUCCCAGCAAAAGACAAGCAGAUCUUUGAAGACCACGUGUACUGCCACAGUCUCUAAGCGUCCCGGCCUCUUGGCUCUGUACCGUCCCUAGGUUUUUAUAGAUAGAACCGGUAGCUUCUACUUUGAGUUAUGACCCAAGAUCCUGCCUAACACGAAAUUAUUAGGGAUUUACUCAGUCCUGCUGCCCUAAGGGUGGAGUCACACCGAUGACGUGGUGAGGGCCGUUCCGUCCAUCCUUGUGAGUGACUGCUACCUUUUAGGUCCCGUAACUAGCUGUGUCCUGCUCUCACCUAGGGCCCAGUCUUCCAAGAGUCACCAGCACAAAGGCCCUGGGAUGGAACUGACCGGCUAUUCAUUCACAACAGGCUCGACUCGAAUACUAAGUGAUUCAUUUUCCAAGUUGUCCCUUCAAGGUCAGUCCUUGAGUGUUUGUCCACUGAGUUCUGAGUCGUGAGCCUGCAGCCGGUGAUUGAGCGGAGGUUGAGAAUUCCUCCUCCUCCUCCUCCUCCUCCUCCUCCUCCUCGGGUUUCUCUCUCCCGCUGAUUGCAGUAAACUAGCCAAAGAUGACACUGCAGAGAACUCAGUCAUCCCAUUUGGAGCCCACAGGUUUCACAGCUCCCAGCAGAAGCAUCUUAUUCCUGAACCAUGAGCACAAAAUAUUUCAAUCACAGAACGCCUUCUUUCUCUCUGGAUACUUCUGUUUGGCAUUUUCUACUCUUUGAUCUUUCCUAUGCACAUAACUUUUCUUGCUGUAAGUCCUUCCUCAAUGAUGCAUAGGACUUGUUACAAACUGUCUGGGCUUGCAGCUUUCUGAGCAGGUGAGUUUUGAAUAUGGAGAAGUCAGAAUAAUGAGACUAUUAAUCUCUUUAAUAAAAAUAAACUAGUCCUCUAUUUCAGGGACGUUGGUAACUUAAA